This is a messenger RNA of Daldinia vernicosa, 1563 nucleotides long. RefSeq lists its product as uncharacterized. The transcript has 3 exons. The coding region runs from base 1 to 1563 and encodes 520 amino acids. NCBI's taxonomy places the organism in Eukaryota, Fungi, Ascomycota, Sordariomycetes, Xylariales, Hypoxylaceae. The record is from RefSeq and is a predicted model, not a curated record.
AUGGGACCUAAGAAAACAUCAGGAAGGCUGGGCAUGGACCCGUACUCGAAAUUACUUCAUCGAUUCUAUGAACCUUUGAUUCUAUCGAGAGUCCUCGGCCAGACGCGAGGGACACAUACUUCAGCUCCUCAUGAUGACGAGAGUCAAGCCAGACGUAGAAGGCUGCUCCGCAACCUUUCUUACCUUUGCGACUAUGAUAAGGGUGGUGAUAUGACUUCAUCUAUUGCUCUUGAGGAUAACGCCCAAUGCUACGUCUUCUGGGUUGCUUCGAAUACAGUUCGCGCGGGCAACAAAAUUAUAGGAUUCCUACGAUCGUCCCUAGAAAAAAUACAUCACAUCAUCGAAAAGGAGGAAAGGAGUCUCCUCGAAGCUGAAUUCGUCCGCAGAUGUAUAGCUUUUGCUGAACCGAGGGUGAAGAAGGAAGCCAAGUUACUAUCCAAGGCGAUCAAAGAGUGCAAGAAAUCUAUCAACAAGGAAAGUUCUGUACCAGAUUCCCAAUUAGCCAAAUGGCUACAACAAUUCAUUCCGGACAAAGGGAAGCUUAUGGAAGAUGUUUGCUUCCAAGCCUAUGAUCAACGAAAGGCGCCGGAGUUGCGUUCGCUGGAGAGCGAUACUUACUCCGGCAAUGGAGAUAUCAAUAUCGGCAAAUAUGCGCCUCCUUUCGCAGAAGUACGCCAUCGUUUGGGGCGAUUGGCGCAUCAUGUGCGAGCGCCAAAGGAAGUUAUCGAGGAUUCGCUUGAAUUGGGUCACCUAUUCAACGAAUAUAAGAUUUGUUUGGUUAAUCCACCACCGAGUAACCCACGACCCCAGGCCGACUCUCUUACCGAGCUUCACAGUAUCCUCAAACGGAUGUUACCGGCCAACGACCCGAAAUUGGAAGAAUAUAUAGAGGCUCUAGUGUCUCUGGAUCAUAAGUUUCAAAUCACAAACCGAAUCCGCGGAGAAUAUAACAAGAAACACUUCCAGCCGCGCGUCCACGCCGAGGUUCAAAUUCUAGAACAUUUCUGUACGAACCAACUCCGUUACGUCGAUGAUGACCGCUACAUCGGAUGCAGCAAGCCGGCAUGUUAUUGCUGCCAUCUCUACUUCCGGCACCACGAAUCUAGGCCCGUGGAACCGGAAUCGCAUCAGAAGAUAUACCUGAAUUGGGGGGUGCCGGUGUUGCCCGAGGGAUCUAAAAGUCCGGGCUACAAUACGCAGCGAGAUCUGAUGAAUAAGAUGUUGGAAACGAUCAGGAAAGAUGCCCUGGCGCAGAUCAUACGGAAAGCAGGGCCGCUUACAUGGCACCCCGAUUCGCUGACGGGGAUUACUAUUUCAACCAUGGCACUUCCCGCGGAGAAAGUAUAUGAAGAGAACCCUCUCGAAAGGCAGUUGACAAGUUCGAGUUAUGACUCAACCGUGCCGGAAGUCAUUCCUGUUACAACAGAUACACAAUCAUGUAUUGCCGAAGAAUCGAGUAGCUCCUCUCUCUCGAACGAUAAUUCGUCGACCUGCGAGACUCGAGGUGAAGCCGUGAGUGAAUUUGACUCCGAUUCGGACUCUGGUGGCGGGGUCUCUUUAUAG